Seriola aureovittata is the source of this 4981-nucleotide messenger RNA. It is a transcript of the gene cpne4a, whose product is annotated as copine IVa. Gene Ontology annotation, cellular component: plasma membrane. Gene Ontology annotation, biological process: cellular response to calcium ion. Gene Ontology annotation, molecular function: calcium-dependent phospholipid binding. The record is from RefSeq and is a predicted model, not a curated record. The transcript has 16 exons. The coding region runs from base 219 to 1880 and encodes 553 amino acids. Lineage: Eukaryota; Metazoa; Chordata; Actinopteri; Carangiformes; Carangidae.
UGGAGGCUGUAGAGGCUCUCCAGCAGCCAGAGGAGGAGGAGGAGGAGGAGGAUGAGGAUGAGGAUGAAGCUGUGUGUCCGUCAGCGUGGAGCUGAUCUCAGUUCAGUCCGUCUGAGCUGAAACCGGAAACUUUCUGAUGCUGUUGUCACUCUGGAGCUGCUUCUUCUUCUUUUUCUUCUUCCUGCACCUGUGAGAAGACUUCCUGUCCCGCCUCCGCCAUGAGUGACAUCUACGAGUCGGCGGCGAACUCUCUGGGUCUGUUCAGCAGCCCCUGUCUCACCAAGGUGGAGCUGAGACUCACCUGUAAAGGGAUCUCAGACCGAGAUGCUCUGUCCAAACCCGACCCCUGCAUCGUCCUCAACAUGCAGUCCCACGGACAAUGGAUGGAGGUGGACCGGACGGAGGUGAUCCGCAGCUGCGUGAACCCCACCUACUCCAAGGUGUUCACGCUGGACUUUUAUUUCGAAGAGGUGCAGCGUCUGCGCUUCGAGUUGUACGACAUCAACAGCAGCCACAACGGGCUGAAGGAGGCCGACUUCCUGGGAUGGGUGGAGUGCACGCUGGGACAGAUCAUCUCUCAGAGGAAACUGUCCAAAGCUCUGCUGAGACCUGGAGGCACCGUGGGAAAAUCCAUCAUCACGAUCACAGCGGAGGAGCUGACGGGCAACGACGACUACAUCGAGCUCUCCUUCAGCGCCAGGAAACUGGACGACAAGGACUUCUUCAGUAAGUCCGACCCCUUCCUGGAGAUUUACAGGCUGAACGACGACGCCACGCUGCAGCUCGUCUACAGGACCGAGACGGUCAUGAAUAAUCUCAACCCUGUGUGGAAAACUUUCAAAGUUUCUCUCAACUCACUCUGCAGCGGAGACCAUGAACGCAAGCUGCAGUGCACCGUGUGGGACUGGGACUCCAACGGGAAACACGACUACAUCGGUGAGUUCGAGGCCACGUUCAAAGAGAUGAGAGGAGCCAUCGACGGACGACAGGUGCAGUGGCCAUGCAUUAAUCCAAAAUACAAAAUGAAGAAAAAGAACUACAAGAACUCUGGGAUUGUGAUUCUGAACCAGUGCAAGAUCAUCAAGAUGCACUCCUUCCUGGAUUACAUCAUGGGAGGCUGUCAGAUCCAGUUUACAGUAGCCAUCGACUUCACGGCCUCUAACGGAGACCCUCGAAACAGCUGCUCCCUGCACUACAUCCACCCGUACCAGCCCAACGAGUACCUGAAGGCUCUGGUGGCCGUGGGAGAGAUCUGCCAGGACUACGACAGUGACAAAAUGUUCCCAGCGUUUGGCUUCGGCGCUCAGAUCCCUCCUGACUACAAGGUCUCCCACGACUUUGCAGUGAAUUUUAACGAGGAGAACCCGGAGUGUGCAGGGAUCCAGGGCGUGGUGGAGGCCUACCAGGCCUGCCUCCCCAAGCUGCAGCUCUACGGCCCCACCAACAUCGCCCCCAUCAUCCAGAAGGUCGCCAACUCCGCCUCGCAGGAGGUCCACACCAAAGAGGCCAUGCAAUACUUCAUCCUGCUGAUCCUGACGGACGGCGUCAUCACCGACAUGGCCGACACGAGGGAGGCCAUCGUCCAGGCCUCCCACCUCCCCAUGUCCGUCAUCAUCGUCGGGGUCGGGAACGCUGACUUCAGCGACAUGCAGAUGCUGGACGGGGACGACGGGAUCCUGCGAUCGCCUAAAGGAGAACCCGUCCUGAGGGACAUCGUCCAGUUCGUCCCGUUCCGCAACUUCAAACAUGCGUCUCCAGCUGCUCUGGCUAAGAGCGUACUUGCAGAAGUGCCCAACCAGGUGGUUGACUACUACAACAGCAAGGGCAUCAAGCCCAAAGUGCCCAGCGAGUACCAGUCUUCCAGGCCAUUCGGCCCCUGAGCGCCGCCGCCGCCAACAUGGCUGCCUCCUCCCUCCCUUCGACAGCACAACCUCUCGUGGACUGAGAAACAUGUUUACUGUAUUUGUUUUUUUGUCAAUGUGGAUGUUAAAGGUGCUACACGCAGCGUUUCACCAUGAAGAGGGUGUGAUGUGAUCACUGUAGAUUUACAGGUGGCACGUGCACAUGUGAGGAGGAGGAGCAGGUGGAGAUUGUUUCCUCACCUGUCGUCAUCUUUAUAAAAAGAAGCCGCAGGUGACAGAAGUGCAAAUUAGGACAUUCUCAAAGGGAAACAGUGUUAGAGAGUUUCAUCAUCACACACACACACACACACACACUCACACACACACACACUCUCACACACACACACACAUACACACACUCACACACACACACACACACACAAACACACACACACACACACACACACACACACACACACAGGUCAAUCCUGGGAAACCCUUGCUCCUCUGUGUUCAGUCACAUCAGCUUUAAUCACACUCACAUUCAUUCAUGUCAGUUUGUGGAGGGAAAAAUAAAGUCCAAAAAAUCUUAGAUCUGAGCUGUGUCACAUCAAACCACCAGAAUCAAACGUACGAGCUCUUGAUAAACUGCGAUAAACCUGUUAGCAACACGCUAGUUUGAUAUUGAGUAGUUAGCUAUCUGGUAGCAAGUAAGCCAACGUGGUGAUGCAUGUUUGUGGUUAGUCAAUAUAUCUCACCAAGCUUCAGCACGAACCACCUCACAUGGACACACUAAUGAGUUUCAUAGUCCUACGUUCCACGCACCAAAACCCACAGCCGCCAUCUUGAAUUGUCGUUAACACGGGGAUGUAGGAAGCAGAGAGGUUUAUGGGAAUCGAGGAGCAGCAGCACUAAAGAAUCCAUCUCAUCUCACGUUUCAUGUGUGAAAAUGCUAACUGUAGCACCUUUAGCAUCCGCUGUGCAUGCAGGGCCGACGCAGGCUGAGUAGAUUGUAACGUUCAGGAGUGUUUUCACUGGACAUGAAAAAGCACACAAACACAACACUGACCAAACGCUGCUUCCCUGCAGACAGCAUGACGGGCGGGGAACCAGUGGAUGAAGGAAUGUAUGCCCCCCCCCCCGGUUUGUUUUUAUAAGAGUUUAUCGAGAUUUUGCUAAAUUUCGUAAAGUUCGUAUGUUGUAAAGCAUUUUGGAUCUCUGCUAGAUGAACAAGCGAGCUGCCUUCAGACGUCUGCAUCCUCUACUGUUCUUUUCUAAAGGCGAGGCAGAUGCAUGAACUGUUGUUUUGCAUGCAAAUCUCCAUGCGGGACUCCUUGGUCCUUGUGUUUUCUGUUUCCUGGUAGUGAAUAAUAUGAGUAAUAAUGACGUUUACAAUAUACCCGAUGAUGGGGCUGUUCUACUCUCAAGCAUGUUCACAUGUAAACGAAAAUGUGAGUAGAUUUAAAAGCACAAACUAAGUAUCUUUGGAGAGGUUUCUAGAGUUUGGUGGUAGAUUUUGGUCAAUUUGUGCCACAACACCUGCCUGUCGCUUUGUCUCUGAAAGAUUUAUUUACCUUCCUUUGGUUUUAUUGGUUUUUCUUCUGUUUCUAAUGACAGUUAUAUUUGGUUUCUGAGAGACUUUAAAGUUCAACCACACUGUUGUUCUCUUUAAAUCCACAUUUCUUAAUUUUAGAAAAUUUCAAAAUCCAAUAUUCAGGAUCAGGCUUCACAGCCCGUCCAUCCAGUUUCCUGUGGCCACAGGCGAGGUAAUGUAGUCCAGAAGUCCUUAUCCAGACUGAAGAUUCUCAGUGGUCCAGGUUAUGGUAAAUCUAGAGGUCAGUUAUCAGCAGCUGGACUGGUCCCAGGGAACCCGAGACUUCCCACCAGUCCAAGAGGAAACCUUCCGGAUGAUCGGUAUAAUGUUCAGCCUCCACAGAGAGGCUUCAGAUCCCUGAGUCGCCUUAACAAGCUCCUCUGAGGGAACACAAGUGGAGUUCCUCCUGGGUGUCAAAGCUCCUCACCCUGUAAGUUUCUUCUGGGGUCGUUUGGAUGCUCCAAGAAAACCAAGCAGAAGAUUGUCCUGAUCAGAAACCUGAACCACCUUCUCUGGCUCCUCCUCCAGCUCAGACUCCCUGGAUAGGAAACUCAUUUUGGUUAGUUAUAUUCUUCAUUCAUGACCACAGCUGAGGGUUGGACUGAAGAUCUCUCUUCACCACAGCAGGUCACUGCAACACCCACAUCGCUGCUGAUGCUGAAACUACACCUGUGGUCCUUACUGAUCCAGAUCCGAGCCGCGGUAGCACCAGACUAUGCAAUGUAGUCCAGAGAGCUUUCUCUGUAACCAAAUCCUCUGUCCUCUUUGGAGGAUUCUUAUAUGUCUCCAGACCAGAUGUGAUAACUUCCUCCAGGGGUUCUGGGUCAGACCUGGGGUCUCCCCCCAGCUGGAGGUUCCCUGAAAACCUUUCCUGAACGACCCCAGCAGGCUCCUUUCAGUGCAGAUGGUUCUGUUUCGAGGUCUGAAUGUCUGUUCGCUCCAAACUGAUCCGGAUUCCCGCUUCUAGAAUGAGGUCCAGACUGAAAGACCAUCAGGUCCAGUCCUUCUCUUGAAAUCCCUGAUUCUAGUUUGUCACCAGUCCACCCCCUCUCCAGCCAAGACGAUUGAUAUUAAAUGAUUCUGCAAAACUACUGACCACAUUUGGAGCUUUUGCUGUCGUUAUCAGGUCCAGAUAUUGUAAAGUGUAGAGGCAGAUCCCACUCAUGAUAAAUAAACUAAAGUUAAGCUGAGCAGUGUUUAUUGGCCAACAGAGUCUAACGACAGACAGCUCAUAGUUUUACAUCUGUUUUUAAGAUAUUUCUCUUUAUUCGAGUUCAUUUAAUUGAUUUUUACCUGCUUCUCAAAGCGACAAAUAAAGUUAAUACAUACAGAUAUGCAGUAUCCUUUUAUUCUCUGUACUCAUAUCGUGUUGAGUCUGGUUCUGAUUAUUUAAUGUCAUUACAGGUACUUUUUGCUGUGUAUAACAGGGACAGAGAAACAAUGGAGGACAGGUGUUGUGUCACAUGACUUCUCGUUGUGUUAACAUGCAGUAUUGUGUGCAAAACAAUGACAAAGUGACUUAUGAUAAUAAAGGUUUUAUCAGUAA